AUGCCCCUUUUUGCUGAAACGGCUGCUCCUAAAGUGCGACAAAGUAAAUUGUCGAAGCGAGCAAUACAGGCACUCAAGAGAAAGCGGGAGGAAGAGGUGGCUACGAGUGAAGAAGGGGUGAUGGAGGGCAGGGAGUCAAAAGAUGCCAAGGCGCCAUCACCCAAGAAACACAAGCUUCAGUUAUCAUCCACGGGUAUUCAACGUAGUCGCAUGUUUUACGGUAAACCCUAUCAAGUCGCUGGCAAACACCCGUCUCGUGGUCUGCCUCCAAACCACAUCCUGAACACUUGCAAGCCUCCCUCCGACGAAAUGCCCAAAGACCUAGAUUGUCUAAAGCUUCUAGCUGUCAUAUUCCCCAGCAUGCUUACGCUCGAAGAAGGCCGAGCGCCCAAAGUCAAGGGGUCAAACGAGAGGCUGAAAAGAAUGGCAGGUAUCGCGAGGGAGAUGUUGGUGAGGCACAGCCGGGCGAACUAUCAGCGGAUAUUGAAGGACUGCAUGGUAAAGCUCGAGAAGGAGGUGAGAGCAGAUUCAAAGACUCCUUACCCGUGUUUACCACCCGACUCUGCCAACGAAGACUCGUCUAUACCCGUGUCCCAGAACAUCCCCAGUAGUGGCAGCGAGCUUCCGAAACCUCCCACAUCAUCCCGACCAGCCUCGGGGAGGAAUGGACCCGAGCCUCCGCCGCCUUUAGAGCCUAAGACGCAGCGACAGGUGUGCUGGUUUGUGAGAAGAGUAAUCAAGGCGCUCUUCUCGACAGUCAUACUUGGAUCCCAACACAAUCAAGAUGUCAUCCUCGCCAGCACUCGACGGUUCGUCACCAUCUCUCAGCACGAGACCAUAUCUAUACAUUCCAUCCUCCAAGAUAUCCGUAUCAAUGACUUUGAAUGGUUGGCGUUGGGGGAGAAGGGCAAGAGGGUCAAUCAGGCGGAGAUGGAGAAACGGCGGAUGUUGGUUGUUGAUCUGCUCAAGUGGAUCUUUGAGGGCUUUUUGAUUCCUCUUCUCAAGAACACUUUCUACAUUACUGAGAGUGCAAAUACCAAAUACGAGACUGUCUAUUUCACGCACGACGAUUGGUCUCACGCCGCCAAGCCCCACUUUGAAGGCCUCAAGGAGAAGCUUCUGGAAUCUCUAACACAAGCCGAGAGAAUAGUGGCUGAAUCACGCAAAAUCGGCGUUUCUGUCGUUAGGCUGAUACCAAAGCCUACUGGUUUCAGGCCUAUCGUCAAUCUCGGGCGCCCCGUGGUCACCGGCGACAAUACAAGACCAGUCAGCAAGUGGGAUAUGAAGAGUACCAAUGAUUUCCUCCGUGAUCCUCUUUUAAUUCUCAACUAUGAAAAGACGCGAAAGAGAAGCCUCUUGGGGGGCGCGUUGUUUGGGACGAACGAUUUCGUCCCGCACAUCCAGCAACUGAAGAGCGAUCUCUACAAGAGACAUGGGAGCAAUCUGCCCAAGCUAUAUUUUGUCAAGAUGGACAUCAAAGCAGCGUUCGACACGAUCAAGCAGGAUCGUGUGCUUGAAAUCGUCGAGCAAAUACUCGAUCAGGAUCAUGACUACUGCAUCAUGAUGUAUGGCGCCCUUUUGCCCCCGGGUAACGCGAACCGAUCGAAAGCACCUAGGAAGCUAUACAGAUCCAAAGCUGUUGCUGAUAACAUGGUCCACCCCACAUUUGCAGACCACGCCCAGGAGAUCGUCCAGUCUAUGCGAAAUGCUGCGAUGGUCGAUCUCGCUCGCAGGAGAACAGUCAAGACGGCAGAUGUCAUGCGACUUUUGAGGGAGCAUAUCAAGGAGAACACUUGGCAGAUGGGCAGAAACCUGUACCGUCAAAAGACAGGAAUCCCCCAAGGAUCCAAAGUCAGCAGCGUCCUCUGUGCAAUGUUUUACUCCAACCUCGAGAACAAACACCUAGACUGGGCUCAACAAAAGUAUUCGCUCCUGCUGCGAUACACCGACGACUUUCUCUACAUCACCGACAACCCCCAGCUCGCCGCACGCUUCGUCAAGGAAAUGUUUCGCGGCUUUCCCGACUAUGGCGCGCAUAUAUCACCAGCCAAGACCCUGCUCUCGUUUGAGUGUGUGGUGAAUGACCUGAAGCUGCCGGUCGCGGAUGUGAACCAGGAGGGGGAAGUCGAAUUCCCGUAUUGUGGUUUCUUGAUCAACGUCAAGACGCUAGAGUUGAAGCAGGACUAUACCAGGAUGAUCGGUCAUCCCAUCAAACAUUCAUUCGCAUUGAGAUCCAUGAGCAAAAAGCACUCCAACUUGGUCACAUGGCUGUGUCGUCAAUUGCAGAACCGAAAUCAAAUUGCUCACCUCAAUACAGCCUUGAACAGCCUCGACACAGUCCUGUUCAAUGUCGGGACCAAUUUUGCGUUUGCCGCAAUGAAGGUGGUAGUGUAUCACAAAGGCCACGGUAUCGACGAAAGACUCCACAAGCAUAUAUUCAAAUCUUUGGUGGUGGCAGCCGACUACACAUACUUUGCUGGACGAGCUCGUGUCAAACACUACGCCCAAGUGCAAACAGUAGACAAGCCUCGAGAAGAAGUGCCGGUGCGCAAGAGUGAUUUUGACUAG
Molecule: messenger RNA, 2568 nt
Organism: Cryptococcus wingfieldii CBS 7118
Lineage: Eukaryota; Fungi; Basidiomycota; Tremellomycetes; Tremellales; Cryptococcaceae
Exons: 18
Coding region: 1-2568 (855 amino acids)
Biological process (GO): telomere maintenance via telomerase
Cellular component (GO): telomerase catalytic core complex
Molecular function (GO): telomerase RNA binding; telomeric repeat DNA binding
Source: RefSeq, a predicted model, not a curated record